CCUCGCCUUUAUUCCGCCAAUCGCCGCGAGGGAAGGAGGCCGCAGGGCGCCUGUCCUCUUCUCCGAGCGCUGUCGGGGAGCCCUGGCCGGCCCCGUUCGUCUCGCCGAGCAUGGUGCUGCGCCGGCUGCUUCUCGCCAUGCUCAGCAACCACAGGCUCGUGGACCGGUUGGCAGAGGCGGCGCCUAUCCGGGCGGCUGCGCGCCUCACGGCCUCGGCUCUGACGCGCGGACUGCGCCUGAGAGACAGCUUCCUGCGAGAGCUGAAGGAGGAGGCGGCGGCGCGCGCCAAGGACGGCGGCUGGCCCAAUCAGCGCAGCGGGAAGGACAAGGGGCGGGGCCCGUGAGCGCCUGAGAGACAGCUUCCUGCGCGAACCGCAGGCGGCGCGCGCGCCAAGGAUGCCGGCUGGCCCAAUCAACGCAGCGGGAAGGACAAGGGGCGGGUCCUGUUAUCGCCAGCCGGCCUGGGCAGGCGCCGCCUCUGGCCCGUCGCACGCGAUCGGCGGCGCCCCCUGGCGAAGCAAAUAAAGAGCGAGGCUUGCUGGA
This is a messenger RNA of Elgaria multicarinata webbii, 543 nucleotides long. RefSeq names its product NCBP2 antisense 2 (head to head) (gene NCBP2AS2). Bases 111 to 344 code for a protein of 77 amino acids. The record is from RefSeq and is a predicted model, not a curated record. The transcript has a single exon. NCBI's taxonomy places the organism in Eukaryota, Metazoa, Chordata, Lepidosauria, Squamata, Anguidae.